Molecule: messenger RNA, 1041 nt
Organism: Venustampulla echinocandica
Lineage: Eukaryota; Fungi; Ascomycota; Leotiomycetes; Helotiales; Pleuroascaceae
Exons: 1
Coding region: 1-1041 (346 amino acids)
Molecular function (GO): oxidoreductase activity, acting on NAD(P)H
Source: RefSeq, a predicted model, not a curated record
AUGUCUGCCGCCAAUCAGCAUCUCGCCGCCGUGCUCCCCUCCAAGGGCUCUAGCCUCUCAGUCACAUACCGACCAACACCAAAGCCCGGUCCGACUGACAUCCUUAUCGAGGUCAAAUCCAUUGCGCUAAAUCCAAUCGACGUUGGUAUGCGCGACAUUGGCUUUGCAAUUGCUUCAUACCCAGCAAUUCCAGGCUCAGAUGUCGCUGGAACGGUCAUUAGUAUAGGGUCUUCCGUUGCGGCUGAUGCUCCCCAGCCAGGGACUCGGGUGGCAGGUUUUGCGCCCGCUUUCGCCAUGAAAGGAGACCCAGAUUAUGGGGGCUUCCAAACACGAGUUUUAGUCCCAGAAGCUAAUGUGACGCCCUUGCCAGAAGGGGUGAGCUUCAAUGAAGCGGCCAUGCUUCCCAUGGCGGUGUAUACCACAUGGGCUGGAUGGUAUCAGCUGGGGAUCGACCGCGCAACGGCAUAUGAUCCCUCGGAGAAGAAAGGAAUAUUGGUAUGGGGUGGAUCCAGCAGUAUAGGGAGUUCAGCGGUGCAGCUUGCAAAGUUGAUGGGGUUCGUUGUCUACGCCACUGCGAGUGAAAAGCACCACGAGUAUGUUAAGAGCUUGGGAGCCACUCGGGUGUUUGAUUAUAAGAGCAAAGACGUCUCAGAAAGUAUUGUGAAGGCAGCAAAAGCGGAUGGCGUUGAGAUCCAAUUGGGUUAUGAUGCCAUCGGGGAGGUCCAGCCAUGCUUGAAUGUUCUGGAAGCGGCCAAGGGAUCGGGUGUGGCAAAGCUAGCGACAUCGAAGCCGAUACAACCAGAUACACCGACAAUGGAUGGCGUGGAAGUGUCGUUUAUUUCGAUACCGGCCGAUACAAAGGUGCGAACAGAGUUCUUCCACCAGGCCUUCAAUGUCUGGCUCAAGGAGAAGUUGGAGACGAAGGAGUUCGUACCCAGCCCAAGGGCUCGGGUCGUUAGCGGGGGCUUGGAGGGCUUGAACGAGGCCUUGGAUGAGUUGAAGAAGGGAGUCAGUGCUACGAAGCUUGUGCUAGAGCUUUGA